GGGGGGGGGGGGGGGGGGGAAUCCCAGAGCAGAGUACCGAACACCUGCGAGAACAGGAGCAGGCGGCGCGGCAGCAUCAUCUACCGAUCCGAUCCAUCCAUCGAUCCCGUCGCGCACCAAUCCCAAGGCCACGCCGCCUCCUCGUCCGGCCCUCUGCCCCGCUGUACUCGCUUGUACACACGAGCGCCCUGCUCACUGCCGCUACAGCUCGGUUGGUGAACCUAAAGAGGAACCGCUAGAGAGAGAGAGGACGCCAUCAUCGCCCCGGAAAAGGCGAAGGCAGCAGAGCAGCGGAGAUCAUCACCACCAUCGUCAUCACUCUGCUCCAUCGCCCGCCCACGUACGCCGGCGACCGCGGCGGAGGCGCUCCCCGAGGCGGGUGGCACAAAAGUCAGCACCCCUAUCCCGCGAUCCGCUCGCCCCGGGCGCGGCGGAGCCGCGACGCGCGGACCCACCCGUCCGCCCGUCCGCCGGCGCUCCCACCCUCCGACGCGCGCAGGUCAACGCCCGCGGCGGCCGGCGAUCCGAUGGGGUCGUUCAAGGGCCACGUGCUGCCCGGCACGCUGUUCCUCCUCGUGGGGCUGUGGCGGGUCUGGUCCUCGGCGUCGCGCUUCGCCGCCGCGCCGUCCGCCUUCCGCGUCCGCGCCUGGAACCCCGUCCCCUGCUCCCCCUCCUCCCCGUCGUCCCCGCUGCGGCUGCUCGAGCUCUACGUGAUCGCCGCCGGCGCCUUCGCGGACAUGUGCGUCGAGGUGCUCUACUCCACGCACCUCCGCAUCUUCGCCGGCGGGGGGGUCAACCCCGCCCACCUCAACGACCUCGAGCACGGCGGCAUGCUCCUCAUGUUCUUCCUCUUCGGUGCCCUCGCGCUCGCCUCCCAGCUCAAGCCCAGGUACCUGCCCUUGACCGAUGGCAUCCUGUGCCUGGUGGCGGCGACGGCGUUCACCGCGGAGUUCGUUCUCUUCUACUUCCACUCCACCACCCACAUGGGCCUGGAGGGCUACUACCACUACCUCCUCGUCGUCCUCGUCGGCCUCUGCAUCGCCGCCACCGUCCUCGGCGCGCUCCUGCCGGGGAGCUUCCCGGUCGACCUCGCCUCCGGCGUCCUCAUCGCCCUGCAGGGCCUCUGGUUCUACCAGACGGCGUUCACGCUGUACGGGCCCAUGCUCCCCAGGGGCUGCGCCCGAGACGCCGACGGCCACGUCGAGUGCCGCGCGCGCGCCGCGCAGGAGCGCGCCGAGCAGCUCGCCAACUUCCAGCUGUUCGGGCUCGUGUUCCUGGCCUUCGUGUACGUGCUCGUGUGCUACGCCGUCGCCGCGGCGAGGUGCGGGCACCCGGACCUGGCGGCGAUGCACGGCGAGCACGUCGCCGCGAUGGAGGGUGACGCUGGCGGCGCCGGCGCCGGGGGCGCUCAGGAGGAGUGCGCGAUCUAGUGGCCGCAGCUGCUGCUCUUUUUUCUUGGAUUUGGUAUAGGAGUACAUGAUCAGGAGUGGCUGGGCCGUUCAGGGUUUUCAGACUUGAUAGCUCGGCUUACUGUAGGGACUGUACAUUUUGGGAUUAGUUAAAUGGAGAUUACCAGAGGCUUUUCUCGCCUGAAUUUACAAAGGUUUCAUGAGUUGCUUAACUUGAUUUGUAACGGUCACUGAUUUUUGUAUGCUUGUUACAUGAGGAAUAGAAUAAGAGGACAGUUCUUUGUUGAU
Messenger RNA from Panicum hallii, 1697 nucleotides. RefSeq names its product transmembrane protein 45A-like. The transcript has 3 exons. NCBI's taxonomy places the organism in Eukaryota, Viridiplantae, Streptophyta, Magnoliopsida, Poales, Poaceae. Bases 528 to 1430 code for a protein of 300 amino acids. The record is from RefSeq and is a predicted model, not a curated record.